UCUGCUUCGAGAGGUAUGCGCGUUUCGAGUCUUAACAUUUUCUCAGUCUCACUCGAGAAAUCCAGCGAAAUCGGAAGUCUCUUCAGAGAGAAGAACAUGCAUCGAUCAAUAUCGUCGCCAAUGUUAAUCGCUUUCUCUCUGCUCUUCUUCUUGUUGAUCUCCAGUCUCAGUUCGCCAGUGGAUGCAUUGUACGGACCAGCGUCGCCGGUGUUUCAGCUAAACCCCUCGAACUUCAAGUCCAAGGUUUUGAACUCUAAUGGGGUUGUUCUAGUUGAGUUCUUUGCUCCUUGGUGUGGUCACUGUCAAGCUCUGACUCCUACAUGGGAAAAGGUAGCUUCUGUCUUGAAGGGCGUUGCUACUGUGGCUGCCCUUGAUGCCGAUGCUCAUCAAUCCCUUGCUCAGGAAUAUGGGAUUAGAGGAUUCCCUACCAUAAAGGUAUUUGUUCCUGGAAAAUCACCAGAAGAUUACCAAGGACCAAGGGAUGCCAAACCCAUUGUGGAAUUUGCCCUGCAACAGAUAAAGGGGCUUCUGAAGGAACGGUUACAUGGGAAAAGUGCUGGAGGAUCAAGUGAGAAAUCAAGUGAAAAAUCUGAAACUAGUGCAUCUGUUGAACUGAAUUCACGCAAUUUUGAUGAAUUGGUGCUCAAAAGUAAAGAUCUAUGGGUUGUGGAGUUCUUUGCACCUUGGUGUGGACACUGCAAGAAGCUUGCUCCAGAGUGGAAGAAGGCUGCUAAUAAGUUGAUUGGCAAGGUCAAGUUGGGUCAUGUGGACUGUGAAGCGGAGAAGUCCCUAAUGAGCAGGUUCAAUGUCCAAGGAUUCCCCACCAUCUUGGUAUUUGGUGCCGAUAAAGACAGCCCAGUCCCCUAUGAAGGUGCAAGAACUGCCUCAGCAAUCGAAUCAUUUGCUCUAGAGCAGUUGGAAACCAAUGUUCUGCCGCCUGAAGUGACUGAGCUGACUGGUCCAGAUUUCAUGGAAGACAAGUGUGGUUCAGCUGCCAUCUGUUUUGUUGCUUUCCUCCCUGAUAUCUUGGACUCCAAGGCCGAGGGAAGGAACAAGUACCUGGAAAUGAUGCUAUUCAUUGCCGAGAAGUUCAAAAGAAGUCCGUACAGCUACGUCUGGGCAGCUGCCGGUAAGCAACCAGAUCUUGAAAAGCAUGUGGGUGUUGGUGGCUACGGAUACCCGGCUUUGGUAGCGCUCAAUGUAAAGAAAGGAGUAUACGCCCCACUCAAGAGCGCAUUUGAGCGGGAUCACAUUGUAGAGUUUGUAAACGAGGCAGCCCGAGGGGGAAAGGGUAACUUGCCCCUAGGGAGCACCCCGGUGGUUGUCAAGACCGAACCAUGGGAUGGUAAAGAUGGAGAAGUUAUAGAAGAAGACGAGUUCUCCCUUGAAGAACUCAUGGGAGAAGAAUCUGCGAGCAGCAAGGAUGAGUUAUAAACUAAGCUCCAAUCUCAUUUUGAAUUCCAGUUUGGAAAUGAUUUUGAUGUGUUCUUGGUAUUAGAAUGAGAAUGUGUUUGAGAUCACGGAUUACAAGGUUCAUGCCCCACCACAUGACUUGUUUCUGUGAUUCAAAGACGAAACAUUUUUCAGUAGUAACUUUUUUAUUUUAUAAUUUACAUGGAAGGGGCAGUUAGUUGCACUCCUUUGUAUUGGCAUUGCAUUAAAUGAGAACAAUUUCUCUCUCAUAUUUAAAAAUUACGUACUUUUCUUCAGUUAA
Diospyros lotus (date-plum) is the source of this 1714-nucleotide messenger RNA. Its product is annotated as protein disulfide isomerase-like 2-3. Gene Ontology annotation, molecular function: protein-disulfide reductase activity; protein disulfide isomerase activity. Gene Ontology annotation, cellular component: endoplasmic reticulum lumen. Gene Ontology annotation, biological process: response to endoplasmic reticulum stress. Bases 16 to 1434 code for a protein of 472 amino acids. The transcript has 9 exons. The record is from RefSeq and is a predicted model, not a curated record. Lineage: Eukaryota; Viridiplantae; Streptophyta; Magnoliopsida; Ericales; Ebenaceae.